UGCGGUAGCAAGUCUUAUUUACGGAGACGGACAACGUUGAUGUAGUUGGCAGUACUGCGUUUCAUUGAAAACUGUUUCUGCGUUUGACUGACGAAUAUUUCAGAUAUUAUUAGAAUUAAGUGAUCAGAUUUACUGAGUUUACAACCCAUACGGCUAAAUUUUGAUCACAGAAUGCACGGGGGGAAGAGGGGAUUGGUGGCACCGCAGAACACCUUUCUAGAGAAUAUUAUUCGGCGCUCAAGUGAAACAAGUUUCUUGUUGGGGAAUGCCCAGCUACUCGAAUGGCCGGUUGUCUACAGUAAUGAUGGAUUCUGCAAGCUGUCAGGCUACCACAGGGCUGAAGUUAUGCAGAGAAGCAGCACAUGCAAUUUCAUGUACGGAGAACAUACAGAAAAGAAAACAAUGGACAAAGUCAGACAGGCCUUUGAUAAUUAUGAAUCAAAUUGCUUUGAAGUGCUGCUCUAUAAGAAGAACAAGACACCAAUAUGGCUCUACAUGCAGGUAGCUCCAAUCCGAAAUGAAAGCAACAAAGUGGUCCUGUUUCUCUGCACAUUCAAAGAUAUUACAGUCUUCAAGGAGCCUAUUGAGGAUGAGACCAACAAGGGAUGGACUAAGCUUACUCGACUGACACGAGCACUUACAAGCAGCAGCACUAUGCAGCAGCUGGCACCAGCCAAGACAGAAGUCAGCCACAAGCCCUCCAGACUGGCUGAGGCUCUACAGCUGGGCUCAGACAUUCUCCCUCAGUAUAAGCAGGAGGCACCUAAGACUCCCCCUCACAUCAUCCUCCACUACUGCCUCUUCAAGACCACGUGGGACUGGGUCAUCCUCAUCCUCACCUUCUACACCGCCAUCAUGGUGCCCUACAACGUGUCCUUCAAGACCAAGCAGAACAAUUUGGCCUGGCUUGUUCUAGACAGCGUGGUAGAUGUCAUAUUCCUUGUGGACAUAGUGCUCAACUUCCAUACGACCUUUGUGGGUCCAGGUGGAGAAGUCAUUUCUGACCCCAAGCUGAUUAGAAUGAACUACAUGAAGACCUGGUUUGUCAUCGACUUGCUGUCCUGCUUGCCUUAUGACAUUAUCAAUGCCUUUGAAAAUGUGGACGAGGAUCCUAUCUCAGAGACAUCAGCAGUCCAGCACAUCAGAGAGUUAUCCAGUACCCAGAGGAACACUACACGGACAGAGGACUCUGUACUCCCAGGCCUUAGCAGCCUAUUUAGCUCCCUGAAAGUAGUUCGACUUCUUCGUCUGGGUCGAGUGGCUCGAAAGCUGGACCACUACUUAGAAUACGGGGCAGCUGUCUUGGUCCUGCUUGUGUGCGUCUUUGGCCUGGUAGCUCACUGGCUAGCCUGCAUCUGGUACAGCAUCGGGGACUACGAGGUCAUUAACGAGGCCACCAACACCAUCAAGACAGACAGCUGGCUGUACCAGCUAGCCUCAAGCAUCGGCACACCCUACCGCUACAACAUCAGUGGCUCCGGCCAAUGGGAGGGCGGCCCCAGCAAGGACACGCUCUACAUCUCCUCCCUCUACUUCACCAUGACCAGUCUCACCACCAUAGGUUUUGGUAACAUCGCUCCAACCACAGACGGUGAGAAGAUCUUCUCUGUGGCCAUGAUGAUGGUGGGCUCCCUGCUGUAUGCAACCAUUUUUGGAAACGUGACCACCAUCUUCCAACAGAUGUACACAAACACCAACCGCUACCAUGAGAUGUGCAACAAUGUGCGUGAUUUUCUCAAGCUUUACCAGGUUCCAAAAGGUCUGAGUGAGAGGGUCAUGGACUACAUUGUUUCUACUUGGGCUACUUCCAAAGGCAUUGACACAGAGAGGGUUCUCUCCAUUUGUCCCAAAGACAUGCGAGCUGACAUCUGUGUACAUCUCAACAAUCAAGUUUUCAACGAGCACCCGGCUUUCAGGCUUGCGAGUGACGGCUGUCUGCGCUCCCUGGCCGUGGAGUUCCAGACCACACACUGUGCACCUGGGGACCUCAUAUUCCAUGCGGGCGAAAGUCUUGACACCCUUUGCUUUGUAGUAUCAGGAUCGCUGGAAGUUAUUCAGGAUGACGAGGUCAUCGCCAUUCUGGGUAAGGGAGAUGUGUUUGGGGAUGUGUUCUGGAAGGAAACCACACUGGCUCGUGCUUGCGCCAACGUCCGGGCACUCACCUACUGUGACCUGCAUGUAAUCAGUAGAGAUGCCCUGCUGAAGGUCCUCGAAUUCUACACGGCCUUCGCCAACUCCUUUUCUCGAAAUCUGAUCCUCACCUGUAAUCUACGCAAACGGAUCAUAUUCCGAAAGAUCGCUGAUGUGAAGAGGGAAGAGGAAGAGCGUAGGAGGCAUAAGAAUGAAGCACCUCUCUCCAUUCCCGUUGACCACCCAGUCCGCAAGCUGUUUCAGAGAUUCAAGCAGCAGAAAAACGAUCUUCCUCCGGGCGAAGCUGAACGUGACCUGGAAUGCAAUCGGCCACAGGUGGAGCCCCUGCACCAGCCCACCCCAAACCAUCCCCGUCAGCAGUGUCAGCCGCACCUUUUGCAUCCCAAUCACAUACCCAUCCUGAAUGGUAAGACUAGCAAUGCAGUUGGUGACUCAAGUACAUUUCCCAUUUCCACCGUCACCAAUCUGCAGAGCACACUGGCAUUUGUCCAUAAAGGGGAAGCCAGCCAGAGUGAUGGCCAAGAUAUGGCCAAGGACUAUGUUGAUAAACCUCAAGCAACAGAUCAGCUAAUAGAAGACAGAAAGAGCCAGGAGGUAAAAAGUGAGGGGAUGAAUAAAGGGGGUGGCACCAGUUGCACUGGGAAAGAGGGUGAAGAGGAAAUAGCCCAUCUCAAGACACACUCCUUUGACAUCAGUAUUAGCAAGAGUGAAAGCACAGGUGUAGAGUGGAACUCUUUCGAAUGGAGCCACGUUGAGAGGAGCCUGCUUGGAAGGAACCCCUGCGAGCACAGCGCAGAGGUCGGAAGUGUGUGCGCGCUAGAGCGGCCUGUUGCUCUACCUAAUGCAGGACAGUCACUGCUCCAGACCAGUCUGAAGGAGAUCAAGGUGGAGCUGAAGGAAGACAUCCAGUCGCUGAGUAGCCGUUUGUCGACUCUUGAGGGUCAGGUUGGAGAGAUCCUGAGACUGCUUUCAGGGAAGAGGCGACUAUCCCUGGCACAGACUCCUACACCUAAGGUUAAAAUCAAAUGCCAGGACAUCUUUACUGUACCCAAGCCUGUCACAUCAGACACAGAAAAAGAUGAUGGGCCAUUUUGAAUGUGCAGGAAGAGGCUUUGUUCAUACUUACAACAAAAACACAGACCAAUGUUUUGUUUAUUUAUUUUGGGACAUUUUAAACUUUCUUAAAGCCCUAGACUUGAGUUAAGCAACUGGCUGGCACCAGGCACCUUGAGACAACAAGUCAUCAAAGUGAUGUUAACAAACGUAUGCAGGCCAGAAUAUGACAUUGUGUGGCCAUGAUAUUUUUCCUUUAUGGAAUACAUAGACAUACAUAGUUUUUAACCAAGGUCGUUAUCUAACAUCAAGACUGUUUGAUGCCUUUCUGAAUUCCCUUUAUAUAUCUAUUAAUCUCUAGGAAAAAGAAACACAUCAUCUGACUAUAAAGCCAGGAAUCAGUUUGCUUGUGUGGCUAAAGUUGAAAGAUUGCAGGUGUAUGGCUCAGGUCCCAAGGGCGUGCAGUGUCCACAACAAUUUAAUGUAAAUAAACACAACAAAUCAAUAUAGGUAUAAAACUGGGUUCUCCCUAUUGUUUGGCCCAGGAACACUGCAGCUAGUGUUUGUUGAGAACACAACAACACUCAGAAAGUAGCUACUGCGUUCAGAACGGAUUUCACAAGAAAUUAAGUGGCACAGACUUCCCUUCCUUACUAAACAUUUUAUUAUCGCCAUGGCAUAGGCAACUAAGUGUGGCUGAAUAUGGCCAAAUGUGUUGAUCCAAAAUGCUUAUUUUGUGCAUUAAAUCAGACCAUCAAUGAGCCACAACAGACUGCUGCUAAUUUAUAUUCCAGAAUUUGAAAUGUUAUGGCAGGUUUAAAAGGUGUUUGUUUGGACAAAUGCAAUCACUUGAUGGUUAAAAAAAGGGAAAAUGUGGAAAGUAUGUGCAUUUAAAGGAACACUCAUGCAUGUCCAGCAAUAUUUUUGCUUUUCAAAGAAAUCAUGAAUAUAGUUGCUUGUUCUGUAGGGUAUGCAGUUGCUUAUGCCACUGAUUGAUUGCAUGCAAAUACUGAUUAGAGUACCCUGAACAGUAGUUCAAAAUUUGUGACUUCUUUAUCCCAUUGACCCAUUAAUCAAUCGUGAAUGAGUAUUCUAGAUCUUAGACUUCAGUCUACCCUCACAAAUGGAUGAAUUGGACAUAGACCUACAGAACAACAUAAUAUAUUACCAAUAGUAGAAAAUUAUAGCAAUAGCAAAAUAAUAGUAACGAUAAUUCCUUCUGCUUCUCAAUCUCAUUGUUUGGCUGACACACUUUAUGGUUGAACUUUUACUUGUCCUGUAUUCCACAAGUCAAUUUGCCUAUAUUUUCAAAAUGUCAGUCAUCAGCACCCAGACCCAAAGUCAUUUCUGAAAAGUAAAGGAUGUUUUUAUGCUAAUAAACCAUUGCUAUCUGCAAUAGUUGGCACUUGCACUAAUUGAACUCUGCAUUUAACAGAGCUGGAGGUUGGUUCAGCCUCAUGUUAAGUUUCAUUUCAUCAUGUAAGCACUGUCAGUAAGAAAGGGAGGACCCUUUGUCCUCUGUCUUCCCUACCUCAUCACGCUCCCACAGGUCUAAUGGUGAUCUAGCUCCUUUUCUGAUGAGUCCUAUACAGGACAUGCAUUAGAAACAGAUGACCAUGGCUGGUACAGCCUAAUAGAUUCUUGUUCACCCUAUCGUCAAAAAUAAAGAAAUAAAUAGCUUAAUGGAAUCCAUUAAGUGUAUGUCUAAUAACCUGUGUAUGUUUAUAAUAAAAAGCAUGACAUUACCAAUUAAUUAAAGUACAUUUUAAAACUGAAAUUGCUCUCAAUCAUAAUGUGAGUGUCUUUGACAGAAUAAUAUUGAUAACAUACUUAGUAGUCCUUCAAAUAAAAUAAUUCAACAUGAACAUUCUAUGAUGUUAUCACAGGUGCAUAAACGCAUUUUAAUGGUGUACUGUCAUGCCUGUAAUGGUUAUGUUCUCUGAGAAGAGGGCACUUGAUAUCAGCCUUGGGAGGUUGAAGAGACAAUAUUAACAAUAGUAUUUAGUUUCUCUCUGUGCACCCUUGACCUACAGACUACAUUGACAGCUUGUCACUGGAGUGACACAAAUGUAAUUUCAUGUUGUUCUAUGGUAUUGGUUUUAUUAAAUUGUUCUGUCACAAUGAAACAUAAUCUUGUCAUUAGGUAUUUUUUGUAUGUCCAAUUUGUAUGCACUUUGAUUUGUAUGCACUUGACUUUUUGGAUCAGAUCAAAAUUGCUGGAUGCAUAUUGAA
Osmerus eperlanus (European smelt) is the source of this 5436-nucleotide messenger RNA. Its product is annotated as potassium voltage-gated channel subfamily H member 5-like. The coding region runs from base 172 to 3246 and encodes 1024 amino acids. NCBI's taxonomy places the organism in Eukaryota, Metazoa, Chordata, Actinopteri, Osmeriformes, Osmeridae. Gene Ontology annotation, cellular component: plasma membrane. The record is from RefSeq and is a predicted model, not a curated record. Gene Ontology annotation, molecular function: voltage-gated potassium channel activity. The transcript has 12 exons. Gene Ontology annotation, biological process: potassium ion transmembrane transport; regulation of membrane potential.